This is a messenger RNA of Colletotrichum graminicola M1.001, 1512 nucleotides long. RefSeq lists its product as uncharacterized. Gene Ontology annotation, molecular function: carbohydrate:proton symporter activity. Gene Ontology annotation, cellular component: membrane. Gene Ontology annotation, biological process: transmembrane transport; carbohydrate transport. The coding region runs from base 1 to 1512 and encodes 503 amino acids. The record is from RefSeq and is a predicted model, not a curated record. The transcript has 3 exons. NCBI's taxonomy places the organism in Eukaryota, Fungi, Ascomycota, Sordariomycetes, Glomerellales, Glomerellaceae.
AUGUCGUACCUUGGCCUUCAGGGCAAGUCCCUCGGUCUCACACUGAGUAUAGUCGCAGCCACGGCCUUCGCUCUCCAGGGCUACGACCAAGCCGUCAUGAACGGUCUACUGACCCUGGAUACCUUCAAGCACCAGUUUCCCCAGAUAAAGAACGCCAAUAUUGAGGGUACUGCUGUGGCCAUUUACGAAAUCGGUUGUGCGAUUGGAGCGCUGUCUUGCGCUUUUGUUGGUGACGUUCUCGGUCGUCGUCGCACCAUCUUCAUUGCCGGAUGCAUCGUCAUGAUCGGUGUUGCGAUACAGAGCAGCUCGUUCUCUCUCGGACAGCUCAUUGCUUCCAGAAUCAUUACAGGUCUCGGGGUUGGUGCCUUGACUGCUACCGUCCCUAUGUGGGUGUCCGAGUGCUCCAGUGCCAAAGAACGUGGCCGCCGUGUGCUGCUGCAGGGCUUCUUCGCUAUUGGGGGCAUUGUGGUUGCCUCGUGGAUGGAGUUCGGCCUCUAUUUCGUCGAAAACAACCAAGUGAACUUCCGCUUUCCCAUCGCCUUUCAGGGCUUAUUCGCCAUCAUCAUCACCUCUCUCGUCAUGUUCCUACCUGAGUCCCCUCGUUGGCUCAUCAGACAGGAGCGCUUUGAGGAUGCGAAGAAGGUCAUGGCUGCUCUCCAGGGCCUUCCAGAAGACUCCGAGGUCAUCAACGGGGAGCUUUCCCUCAUCCGCGACGCUUACAUCGAAGAGCAGCACCAGGCUGGAUCUGUAUUCACUAUGGGGCCUGAGCGCCAGUUUCACCGUGCCGCCCUCGCUGUCGGUAUCGCCGUUCUUGCUCAGAUGUCUGGCAUAAACAUUGUCACCUUCUAUUCCACAACCAUCUUCCAGCAGCAACUCCACUACUCGCCUACCGAAUCUCGCAUCUUUUCUGCGUGCCUACAGGUCUGGCAGUUCAUUGCUGCCGGCUUUGCUCUUCUACUCAUUGACAAGUUUGGUCGCCGGAAGUUGCUCAUGGCUGGUGCUCUUGGCAUGUGUGUUGCUCAGACUUCACUUGCAGGUCUUAUGUCCGAUCAGGCCAACAAGUCUGCCGGUGAAGCCGCCAUCUUCUUCUACUUCGUUGCCAUGUUUUUCUUCCCUGUUGGUCUUUUCCUUCUGCCUUUUAUGUAUGCUGCGGAGAUAGCACCCCUGAACAUUCGUGCCCAGGUCACCGCCAUCAGUGCCUGCGCCAACUGGUUGUUCAACUUCCUUGUUGCUGAGGUGUCCCCUCACGCCAUGGAGAACAUCGGCUACAGAUAUUACAUUGUCUAUGCCUGCAUCACUCUCUUUACUUUCACAGUUCUAUUCUUCUUUUACCCAGAGACCAAGGGUCGCACUUUGGAGGAGAUCGAUGACAUCUUUAUUCAGUCGAAGAGUAUCUGGGAUCCAGUGAAAGUCGAGAAGAAUUUGCCCAGGAAUGCUGUGGCGCUGGCUGAGCGUAUUCGCCAUGUCCACGAUGAGGAGAAACAUAAGGCAACUCACACAGAGGAAGUGUAA